CUUGAAAAUUUAUUGUAAAACCUUAAACAAAUACCAAAUUGAAACGGCUGCCUGAAUUUGAGAGAUAAAGACAAUAUGUUAUGAAAACAAUACAUAAACAAAACAAUUUAUAUAAACACAAAUACUUAAGCCAUGGCACAGGCUGAGGAGCCAGAGCAGCAACAGCUGCAACAAUUACUGACUCAACUGGAGCAAGUGCCCUUGUCACAACUGCCGGACAGAUUCCAAGCUUACUUUGAACAGCAGACAAGCGACAGCAGCUUGGAGGAUUUUGCUGUUUAUUACCUGGCUGCACUGCGUCAGCACACGGAACUGUAUUUUCGCUCUGGAGCCAGCAGCGAAGCGGAAACGCCCAAAUGCCAAACGCCCGUGCGACAAGCAAAGCCACCGACAGCAGCAGUGACCCAGCUGGAGUUCAAUGAGUCACUGUUGAGCCAGCUUAGCCUAAGCAAUGCAUCCGAGUCGACACCAGUGCGUGGCCAUUCGGGACGCUGCAGUACACCGCAAAGCGGCAACGAACGGACAACAAAUCGUAGCGGUGGUGGUGCCAAUGGAAGCGGCAGCUUCUGCCUGGGCGACUUUCUUGCCACCCCCAAUCACAGCCAGCGCUCCAAAAAGAGGGUAACGCCACAGCAGAUCAGCACUCCAAAGGACAACAACCAAUCCCAGAAGCCGCGCCGCCGUGUGCUGCCCAUGACCAUCAGCAGGAACGUCUCCAGUACCAGUUUUGGCGAUACGAGCAGCUUUAGCAAUGAGAACAACUUGUGGCGCAUCUCGCAGAGCAGCGAAAUGUUGGAUCGCAGUCAAGUGGCUGCAUUUGAGCAGGAGGCUAGAAAGACACUCUUGUUGCAUAAACAACAUAUUAAAAAUGAGGCAGCCAGCAAUUACAGCAUGCCACAGCAAGCGGAGCGCGAGCCUGAGUCAGAACCGGAGGAGGAGACACCAUUGACGACAACUGAUAUGGAGCAAAUAGAGUCAGGCAAGCAGCAGCAGCUGCAACGUCUAGCGGGUAUCUAUUCGCAACUAAUAGAUCUCAAUUUGGUGCCAAAUGUGCUCAGCGAACUCAGCUAUACGCUGCAGUUGCUCAACACACGUGUGCCGGUAGAAAAUGCGGACCAGCAACAGCAGCUAAAGGACACUGCUUUCAGUUUGUUAAUCGAGCAUAAGCAAUGCAUUUACUUUGCGCUGCAGUUGCUCGAGCAAGAGCAGCAUCUGUUGCUGCAACUGGAUCGUAAAUCGUUGACCGUGUUGCUGCAACAUAAGCGUAUUUGUCUGUUGCCGACAGCGCUGCAACAGCAAUUGGAGGCUAGUUGCCAACGCAAGCAGCAACAACUGAAUCUAGAAAGUGACAACAACACAGGCAAACCCACAGCUGCGCAACAGAAUGUUUAUUAUCAGCCCGAAAAGGAUUCGCGUGAGAAUUUUCCCACACAAAAUGAAUUUGGCGCAUUUAAAACGCAACGUGAUUUGUUCUAUAAAGCGUUGAAGCAAUGGGAGCUCUCACAUCUCAACCGCAUCUUUUGCUUUGCCGGCGAGCUGUCGGCACGAGUGCGUGACAUCUUUAAGCAGUCGGAGCAUGUUGUUAAUAUGGCGCACUUUGCGCAACUAUUUGUUAGCCAACUGUUAAUGUGCAGCGCUGAAACGCCGGACACGGCGGAGGAUUUGGGCUUGAAACUCGAUCAGCAGCGCUUGAAUCGCCUGGCACAACGUUUGGUUACCAGCAACUCCAGCGUUGAGGAUCAGUUUCCACGCAGUCAGGCGUUCUUUAGAGAUUUCAUAGCCGAGUGCAACAGUGUCGCCUUUUUGGCGCAGCUGCAAUUAGCGCUCUAUGCGCAACUGCAACGCUUAAAUGAUUCCAGCUUUGAACUCCAGCAGCUGGCGGCUUCGGAUGACUUGGCGGAGGAGGUGCAGCAACAACAAGCAACACAACAAACGCUGUCACCUUGCAUAGUGCGCAGUCAGACGUUGGCUGAGCUCCUGCUGCUGGCAAAAUUUCUUGGAUAUGUUUAUGCUUUGCCGUUUAGUCGCGGCAGCGCUUUCGUUUGCCCGCAGCAGCUGCAACUGCGACGCCAAUGCCAGCCACCUUAUGAGCUACGUCCGCAUUUGGAGCGCGCCAUGCGCGAGGGCAAACUGCUCAUCACGCUGCCUUGGCUGGUGCAGUAUCUGGGCAUGCUGGAUGCAGUGACUCUGCAGUUGCCUGCCUGCCUGCAAACUCUGCAGCUGCUCUAUGCGCUUUAUGCUGCCACAGCGCAGUUGCAAGGGGGCGCUAUUUUUCUUAUACGAAGCUGUCUGGGUUGGCUGCUGGAUACGCAGUCGACCCUUGGCAGUGGCUACUACAGCUACAGACGUCAAAAUCACGUGGAUGAGAACACAACCAAUCUCAUUAGCAACUGCCUGCAAAGCUUUAGCCUGUUGCCCACGCAGCUGCCGCAAUUGGAAUCUCUGCUGCCCGUGGCCUGCCCUUUCCUUCAUGAGUUUCGUGUGGCCAUAACUCCGACGCAACGUCAGCCAGCACGCAGCGGACGCUAUCGUUACAUAACAACGCGUCUGGAGCAACUGCAACCGGUUGUUGUCAGGUCUACGCCGCUGGAGCCGUCGGCAACACCCGCGCAGCAGCAACAGCGCCAACUUGUUGAUGCCUUUUUGCACUCGCAACAUGCCUCUAUGCGUCGUCUGCUCGAAUUUGUCAGCGAGCGCAGCUUCAAGUGCGUGGUAAAGGAUGCACAACAGCAAUUGUUGCUGCCCAGCAAGGCAGCAGCAGAUGCGCUAGUCAAUGGCAUUAGCUCCACGCACCAACAGGAGGUGCAACGUGAGGUGCAACGCAUUUAUGAGCAGGCGCGCAGUCAGCUCUGCCAGCUGUGGCAGCAACAAGUGCCUGGCAUGCUUGAUGAACGCAUUGAGCAAUCGCUUCUGGCAUUGCUGCCGGUCAAUACCAAUGCCGUGGUGCGUGCCACAUAUGCGCAGCUGAUACGCGCUCAAGCAUCGCAGCAGCUGCAGCAAUGGCUCCAGACAAGUGUCUUGCAAACGAACUUUUAUCACGGAGAUCUGCCGGAGCUGGCGGCCAAAAUCUGUCGCGUCAACAAAACUAAUGCGCAGUCUAGUGAGGCUACCACUCCCACACAGUCUAAUGAGCUUUGCCUCCCUAAUGAGCUUUGCCUCAGCGCCAUGGGCUCGUUGAGUCUCUCACAACUGUUGCAUGAGCUGCAGCAAUGGCUGCACUGCCUCAGCUUGCGUCCAGAUUUUUUAUGCCAUUUAGUGCCGUUGCCGCUGCUUUUGGAACGCAGCAAGCUGGCGGCGCUGCAGUCACAACUGCCAAGUUACUUCUAUCAGCUGUUGGGCAGCUGCUUGAUACGUCUGCUGCAGUUGCUCAUGUGUCGCCAGCCACAGAAGUUUAAUCUCAUCUACGUCAAUCUCUGCUGCGAUGUCUGGCUUUCGCCACAGCUGCGCCACAAUCGUGACACAUUUGAAACUCUACUUAGCCUCAACUUUGUGCAGGAGCUCAGCCACAAUCUGCAGAACGUUGAGCUUUUGAAACAACUGCUGCUGGUCAUGUUGACGCGUCAACUGCUGCAAUUGGAUAAACUCAAUCAACUGUUUAUGCCGCUCUUCAAGCACAAUUGGCCGCAUGCUGUGUGGCAAGCGCUCUCACAGUUGCUCUCGCAGUUGUCGCAGCACCAGGCGCCGCAACAAGCAGCAGCAGCAGCAGAGGAGGAGGAGGACCCAGCCAAGUCACAGCUUUUUAUGGAAGUGCUUGCCGAUUUGUCUCGUGAUUUAGAUAGCUUUUAAUUUAAUUUAAGCCCAACAGUCGCUUAUGUCAUGCAUUUAGUUUAGUUUCCAAUGCUCAACGUUUCCAUCAAGCUGUGUAUAAAAAAUUUUAUUUUUGCACAGUUGCCACAGAAUUUCAGCAUUUUAUGUUAUGCUAGCAUUUAAGCGGAUAAGAUAAGAGCACAGAACACUGCCUUAUCGAUAAGGCAAAUUACGUUCGGGUUCGUCAGCAACACUUUUGACGCGACUGUCGAUGCGGUCAUCAGGCCCGACAGUGAAGUCAGCAAAGAAAUUUAUAUAUUUGACAUUAUUAAAACAACAAGUUAUUUUAAUGCAAAGUGUUUCAAAAAGUAAAUGUAAGUAGUA
This is a messenger RNA of Drosophila busckii, 4131 nucleotides long. It is a transcript of the gene dlt, whose product is annotated as protein disks lost. The record is from RefSeq and is a predicted model, not a curated record. Gene Ontology annotation, biological process: chromatin organization. Gene Ontology annotation, cellular component: nucleus. Lineage: Eukaryota; Metazoa; Arthropoda; Insecta; Diptera; Drosophilidae.